AUGUUUCGCACUUUGGCUACUCGAGUUCUUAAUAGUACACCGGCCAGACUUUCUGCAAGAAAUCUGUCGUGUACUGCCUCGCUGUCUGUGAAGCUAUCAGCUGAUGAAAUCUUUAAACGAGAGAAUAAAUACGGAGCACAUAACUAUCACCCUUUACCGGUGGCUUUAAAUAAAGGUGAAGGUGUUUAUGUCUGGGAUGUGGAAGGCAAUAGAUAUCUUGAUUUUCUUAGUGCUUAUUCUGCUGUGAAUCAAGGACAUUGUCAUCCUAAGAUUGUCGCUGCUAUGAAGAAACAAGUUGAAAACAUAACUUUAACUUCAAGAGCUUUUUAUAACGACGUUUUAGGUAAGUGGGCAGGGCCGGACUGACUUGGGGGUGGGGUGUAACACCCCCAAAGAAAAGUCGGGAAGGGGGCCCGUUUUUUGGAAAGGAGGCCCCCAAAUGCUGAAAUUGCCAAACGUGAAUUUUUUGAGAGCUGUCAAUCCUUUUCACAGACAGGGAGAGUGGAGGAAUAGACCCAUUGCACAUGACGUCACAGCGCCGGCGAUGAUGCAUCUGGAGGACAAAUUAGCAAUCUAUGCAUAAUAUAACUUUUAUUGUUAUUGUACCCGAACAGAUACUGUUAGGGAGCAUCUGGAGGACACUCUAAGGAUGUGUGAUGUCAGUGCAAGGAGUUUUUAAAAUUUGCUAAAAAUAAAUUUAAAAUUUAAAAGGGUCUAAAGGCCAAAUUAGAGAAACUUAUGAAGUGGAAAUGUGAACAUACCAAUCAUCUUCCUAGGCGAAUAUGAAGAAUAUGUGACAAAACUUUUCGGUUAUGACAAAGUGUUGCCCAUGAACACAGGUGUGGAAGGAGGGGAGACAGCCUUAAAGUUGGCACGUAAGUGGGCAUACAAGGUGAAGGGUGUGCCCAAGAAUCAGGCUAAGGUCGUGUUUGCAGCAGAUAAUUUUUGGGGUCGUACGUUAGCUGCGUGUUCAGCGUCAACUGAUCCUGAUUGUUAUGAAGAUUAUGGACCAUAUAUGCCAGGAUUUGAGAUUGUGCCAUACAAUAAUUUGGAAGCAUUAGAGGUAUACUGUAUGCAUUCUUUUAUUUUUAUGAUAACUAAGAAUCAAUUUCAAAUUUAUUGAUUUAUGUGCUGAAAAUUGCUGCUCCUUGUGGCAGUUGCCCCUCCCACCCCCACCUUGCUUCCUAUGGCCCUCACUCUCCAGGCUCAAAUUAUAGUAAGUGAAGUGUGAAAAAGCAAUAUGUUGUGCACCUCGAAAUUUAACUGCAUUGUGUAUUUGUGUAUGUAUGUUAAAGGUGGCAAUUCAAGAUCCAAACACAUGUGCAUUCAUGGUCGAACCCAUCCAAGGAGAAGCUGGAGUUCUUGUGCCAGAUCCAGGUUAUCUGACUGGUGUAAGGAAGCUAUGUGAUAAACAUAAUGUAAGUUCACGCUGAAUUUUUCAACAAUUGUCAGCUGGAUUUAAUUAGUGUAUGGCAUUUCACAGUAAACCUGUAUGGCAUAUAUGACUUAAAAUUUACAAUUGGUUGUAUAUAUUUUUCAAAUUUGUCAAUGAUAUUCUAUAUUGCCAGGCAGUUUCUUAUACCAAUAUUUCAUAAUCAUGAUGCUUAAUUAUUUGGCACCUUUUAUCCAGGUUCUAUUUAUUGCUGAUGAAGUUCAAACUGGUUUGUGUCGAACUGGAAGGUAUAGUAGCAUGCAGUAAUACAUCAUCCACUUGAUGGAUGGGAUUUGAUUCGACUUCCACUAGACCACUACAGCUACCAUUUUAACCAAUCAGAUGCAUUUCUUAUAUCCGAUUGAUGAAUCAGAUGCAGACUAAACCAGUGAGAGGACAGAGGUAGCAGUAGUCAAAACUGAACCUCUCUAAUUAUCACACAAAUCCCUCCUUGGCUUGGGUGCCUUGUUCUAAUGAAUUGUGUGUGAAUAGCCUUUCCACUUGACUCACAAGAGUUAGGCACUCCAAGGCCAAGAAACUAGAUGUGACAUAAUUAUAUACCUAAAUGGCUAAAGGUUGUAUUAUUAUACAUGGCUCACAAGAAUUUAAAGAAAAAUGGUUUUACUGCACUAGGCGCCUCUGUGUGGACCAUGAAGAAGUUCGUCCUGACAUUGUAAUUCUUGGAAAAGCACUUGCAGGUGGAUUGUACCCAGUAAGUAGACAGUCUAUCAUAAUUAUAUAGACUCUUUGAGUACAGAAACUGUUUAAAUGUAAUUAGUGUUAUUAAUUGAUACAACAUAAUUUGUGACAAGAUAAUUAGCCUACAGUUCCUUCUAUAGGUUUCUGCUGUGUUGUGUGAUGAUGAGAUCAUGUUAACAAUUAAACCUGGAGAGGUGUGUAUGUGCAUCAGAUGCGAGAGACAAUGAUAUAUAGAAAAAAAACACAACCUAUAUAAAAUUAUAUGCAUGGUGUGGCCAGGGGCAUAACCAGCCCCAAAUGAGCGGGGGAGCAUGUCCUCAAAAAAUGGGGGCACAUUUAAGACACAGAAGGGUCUGUGAAACGUUAGUAAAUGCAUUUUAGACACGUUUUAUGAUAAUCUGGAGGCCACAGAUUUGGUAUAUUUUAUGUAAUAGAUGAAAGCUAUAUACAAGGUUACGACCUCCCCCCACCCUACCCAAUUUCUCUUCUGGAUCCCCCUUGUGCCUACGCCCCUGGGUGGAGUAACCAUACAAAUCAAUCUGUAAAUUAUAAUGGUAAGAACUAAUUCACCCCCCUCACUGCACUAAACCGAACCAGUUUCUGCAUGUGACUGAUAUGAGCAUAGUGAAAUAUCAUGAUUGUAUUAAAAACUUCAUAUCAAUUGAAACUAAGAUUAAUAAAUCUAAUAGCUAAACAUGGCACAUAAAAUAGUUUGGUUUUUGAUCUACUUCAUUGCUUCGUUUAGCAUGGCUCAACAUUCGGUGGUAAUCCUCUCGCUUGUAAAAUUGCGAUUGCUUCGUUAAAGGUGAGUGGCCUUUUUUACUAGUGUUAUUUUUUCAUCUUUGAUAUGAAGGAAAUUUGUUAUAAUUUGUUUUCUUUCAUAUAGGUUUUAGAAGAGGAAAAAUUGGCAGAAAAUGCAACAAAAAUGGGAGAAAUACUUCGGUCUGAGAUUUCGCUACUCAAUCCAGAAAUCGUCGUAGAAGUUCGUGGAAAAGGUCUAUUUACUGGAAUCACUAUUAAGGAAACGAAAGGUCCGUCAGUAUCCAUUUUUACACUUUCUAGCCUUGACUGGAUUUUGCUUAGGCUGUUUGGUUGAUUUAAUAAAUACCUGAUUACCUGAAUUCUUAUUAGACAACGCGGGAUUUACGGAACUCGUCGACCAGAUUUCCAAUUUCAGGAGAGUUAAUAGAAUACUUUGUCUUUGACAUCAAUUUUGUGUAUUCCCUCAGGAAGGGUUUUUUACAGCCAAUAUUUAUAUAGAAAACGUUGUAGGUAAUGUACUGUACUUGGAUCAGUUGGAUGUACACACGUAAAAAUCUCACACCUUAUAUCAAGUCUGCUAACAAGCCUUCAACAAGUUGUGUUCGCACUGCUUGUCCCAAGUUGUCAACAAGUUUGGAAGAAGCUGUUAACAACUUGUAACAAGCUUGAUGACAUUAUCAGACUUGUGGCAAGGUUGUUCUAACAAGUCCAAAACAGUCCUGACAUAACAAUAUUGUUACAACCUUGUAACAUUCUUGUUAUAUCAUGAUUGUAUCAGGCUUGUUAGAACAACCUUGUAACAAGUCUGAUAAUGCCAUCAAGCUUGUUACAAGUUGUUAACAGCUUGUUUCAAACCUGUUACAACAUACAACAACUGGGAACAAACAGUGCGAAGACAACUUGUUGACAGCUUGUGAACAGAUUUGUAACAACUUGUUUGCAGACUUGUAACAACUUGUGCGUUUUGACGUGUGUACAGGCCAAGGAUGUCUUAGACUAGGGAAAAUUCUCCAUUUUUUGAACAACUGAGUGCACACUGAGUCUCCAAAAUAGGAUUUUUUGCCAGCUCUAUAUGAAAGUUUAUUGAUGGUGAAAGAUAUUGUGUUUAGGUGUCGACGCAUGGGACGUGUGCCUGCGACUGCGUGAUAACGGCCUGCUUGCCAAGCCCACACAUGGGGACAAGAUACGCUUCACUCCACCUCUGGUUAUCAAUGAAGAACAGAUUUUUGAAGCUAUUGAUAUCAUGAAGAACACUAUCAAUUCUUUAUAG
Paramuricea clavata is the source of this 4163-nucleotide messenger RNA. The record is from the annotation of a GenBank genome assembly. NCBI's taxonomy places the organism in Eukaryota, Metazoa, Cnidaria, Anthozoa, Malacalcyonacea, Plexauridae.